AUGGUCCAACGUGAGAACUCUUCGUGUGCAUAUCGGUUGAGGCAAGGACUGUACAGUUCCACCUACAAUAAGAGCAAAGGUUUAGGGUCAGAGGAGCCGCCUACCACAAACCUAGGUGCCUCUCUUGCCACAGAGGAGCCGCCUACCACAAACUUUGAUGCCGCUUUUGCCGCAGAGAAGCCGCCUACCACAAAUCUAGAUGCCUCUCUUGCCACAGAGGAGCCGCCUACCACAAACCUAGGUGCCCCUCGUGCCACAGAGGAGCCGUCUACCACAAACCCAGUUGCCCCUCUUGCAACAGAGAAGCCGCCUACUACAAACUCAGGUGCCUCUCUUGCAACAGAGGAGCCGCGUACCACAAACUCAGGUGCCCCUCUUGCCACAAAGAAGCCGCCUACCGCCUUACCUGAUAAUUCUAAUGCCUUAGAGGGCUUUGAUGGUUUGUUAUGUGACGAAGAACUAAACCUGGGAUUCCUGGAGAAUUCAGAACUUCCCAGAAAGAAGCUCAAAGAACCCACUGAUAUGGAACGUGAGACCGCAUCGUGUGUACAUCUGAUAACUGGCCAAUCAGCCACCGAGGAUGACGCUGUUAGGGCGCGCCUGCUUGUGGGGGUUGUCAGACCCAGUCAGCCCAGGUACCGAACUAUGAUGGUUUUGGCCACGGAAAAUGAGUAA
Messenger RNA from Sphaeroforma arctica JP610, 675 nucleotides. RefSeq lists its product as hypothetical. The record is from RefSeq and is a predicted model, not a curated record. The transcript is spliced from 2 exons. NCBI's taxonomy places the organism in Eukaryota, Ichthyosporea, Ichthyophonida. The coding region runs from base 1 to 675 and encodes 224 amino acids.